CUUCUCCAACCUCGCAAGCUAGCUUCGCCUCAGCUGCUGAUGCCUACGCUCGUCGCCGUCCUGCUGCUGCCACCUCCACUCCUCUCCCUUUCGGCUUCGGAUUCCUUCCCGCGCACGUCGCCCCCGAUUCGCUCCCGCUCCACCCGCGCUGCUCCACCGGCCACCACCGCCGUGAGCAUCCCAUAAAUUGAAGAGCCUCCUCGAUCGCUCGGCCGCGGAUCGGAGUACCGCCGGACCGCGCCCGUCGAACGAGCUUCCUUUCCAUUCCAAUCGUCGCGCCAUGGGCGGCCAUAGCAAGAAGCUCAUCCACUUCCUCCACGCCGACCCGGCGCCGGGCUCCGCGCUCUCCUCCCCGAGGUCCUUCUCCUCCAACGACUCCUCCGUCUCCGACGACGACGGCUACAACAGCUCCCCCUCCUCCUUCCCGGCCUCCGCCGCGUCCUCGCCGUCGCGCUGCAGCCCGCCCAAGUCGCCCUGGGCGGCGACGACGCACCCCCCGGGCCUCUGCGGCGCCCCCGCCGCCACCGGCCUCAUCGCAUCGCUGGUCAAGGAGGACGGCAAGGUAUACUCGCUGGCGGCGGCCGGGGACGUGCUCUACACCGGCACGGACUCGGAGAACAUGCGGGUGUGGCGGGGCCGCCGCGAGCUGGCCGGGUUCCGCACCGGGAGCGGCCUCGUCAAGGCCAUCGUCGUGGCCGCCGACGGCCGCAUCUUCACGGGCCACCAGGACGGCAAGGUCCGGGUGUGGCGCUCCGACGCCGCCGACCCCGCCGUGCACCGCCGGGUCGGCUCGCUCCCGCCGCUCGGGGACUACCUGGUCAGCUCCGUCAACCCGUCCAGCUACGUCGCCCUCCAGGCGCCGCGCCGCCGCCGCCGCCGCGCGGUCUGGCUCCGGCACGCGGACGCCGUGUCGUGCCUCAGCCUCGACGAGCCCGCGGGGCUGCUCUACUCCGGCUCCUGGGACCGGACCUUCAAGGUGUGGCGCCUCGCGGACUCGCGCUGCCUCGAGUCCGUGCCCGCGCACGACGACGCCGUCAACACGGUCGCCGCGGCGGGGUUCGACGGCCUCGUCUUCACCGGCUCCGCCGACGGCACCGUCAAGGUCUGGCGCCGGGAGAUGGUCGCCGGCGGUGACCGGACGAGGCACGUCCUGGAGAGGGUGCUCUGGGAGGGCGAGGGCGCGGUGACCGCGGUCGCCGUGUGCCCCGAGGCCCGCGCCGUGUACGUGGGGACCUCAGACGGGCUGGUCGCGUGCUGGCGGUGGGGCCUCGACGGCGAGCCGAGGCUCGACGGCGUCCUGGUGGGCCACCGGAUGGCCGUGAUGUGCCUCGCCGUGUCCGGGCGCGUCGUCGCGAGCGGGUCCGCCGACCGGACGGUCUGCGUGUGGCGUCGCGACGACGACGACGGCCGGUCCCGGCACGCCCGCCUCGCCGUGCUCGCCGGGCACACGGGCCCCGUGAAGUGCGUCGCGGUGGCCGCCGCGAAGGACGACGAGGGCUGCUACGGCGGCGAGCGGCGGUUCGUGGUGUACAGCGGCAGCCUCGACGGGUCGGUCAAGGUGUGGCGCCUCUCCGAGGACCGCCCGCUGGUCGAGCCGGUAACAGAGACAGAGCCAGCCGCCCCGCCGAUGCCAGCGCUGCUGGAGUCGAAGGCGUGGACUACUCCCCGGCGGGCAGUCGCGCUGGCGCCGCCGCCGGCGCAGGCGUGGGCGCCGUACCAGCAGGCGCCGCCGGAGCUGAUGAAGCGCGUCGCCGCGGCGUGAUCGAGCACGCACGAAGCCGAGGAUGACGUCACCCGCGCGCGUGCGACAAUGUGCCGCGCACACGUGUACUGGGACACGUACGUACAGCACAGUAGAGUACAGUAGAGGCGUGUGUACAGAUACGUAGGGAUGAGAUCAAAGUGUGUGUGCAGCGUGUGGUGACCGGUGAGUGGUGACGACCUGGUUGGAGAUCCGAUAUGGCGGGUAGGUGGUUGGAGUGGCAAGGGGCGGUUGGUCUGACAGGGACAGGUGUCUGCCCACGUCGAGGUCCGGCUUAAUGGAGAAGGAAGAUUACUGGUUCCCAUGCGUGAUCGAUGUUCUCCCUGUUCUCCUGGCCUCUUCCUCUUGGGUCAGCCAGUCAUGUUGAUUUGGCGUGAAGGGGAUGGUGCGCAAGCACAGAUGGCUGUGGUUACUGCUUAGAUAAGAUCUUGUGAUGAAAUUAAUGGAGAGAUGGUGAUGUAGUACUGGUACUUAAAUUCUUGUGAAGUUGUCUGCUUUUCAAUA
This is a messenger RNA of Panicum virgatum (switchgrass), 2266 nucleotides long. RefSeq names its product protein JINGUBANG-like. The record is from RefSeq and is a predicted model, not a curated record. The transcript has a single exon. Gene Ontology annotation, molecular function: protein binding. Bases 281 to 1762 code for a protein of 493 amino acids. NCBI's taxonomy places the organism in Eukaryota, Viridiplantae, Streptophyta, Magnoliopsida, Poales, Poaceae.